GUCAUUUGCCAACCCCAGAUUUAUCGAGUUUGCCCUUUUGCAGAUCGCCUUCUCUCGUGUUCAGGUCGUUACCUCAGAUAGCUUGAUAUUGCGUAUUUUAUCUCCACUGUACGACAACUCAAACACUGGGCCAUUCUCAAUACCUCAUUUCAGCACUGAUACCACAGUUUCCGACACAAUGGCAGGCUUGUUCACAUGGAUGUGGGACUGGUUAUUAUGGGUGUUCUGGGCGACAGAAAUGGAUGUCACCAUAAUAGGCUUGCAGAACGCGGGCAAGACAAGUCUGGUGCGGGUACUCGCAGGCAAUGAGUUCACCAUCGACACGCUACCGACGGUGGCUUUUAAUAAAAAGGAAGUCAAAAAGGGACAUGUUUCCAUCAAAUGUUGGGAUCUAGGAGGACAACCUCGUUUCCGAACUAUGUGGGAGCGAUAUUGCCGGGACGUCAAUGCUAUCAUCUUCGUGGUCGAUGCCUCAGAUAAAGACGCUAUUCCCGUUGCUAAGGAGGAACUGCACGCGCUUCUCGACAAACCAACCCUCGAGGGAAUUCCUCUACUCAUUCUAGGCAACAAAUCGGAUCUGCCCAACAAGCUAUCAGUGGACGAGCUAAUAGAUGAACUCGAUCUGAAGUCGGUGGUCCAUCGGGAAAUCAGUUGCUAUGGAGUCAGCGCCAAGGAAGAAACGAACCUUGAAGCAGUCCUUCAAUGGCUCGUUGCGAGAUCGGGGAAGUGAUGAAGCUACUCUAUGCCACGUUUGACCCUUUUUGGUAUAUACGAGGUUUCUUUCCCAGUGCGAGGGGAGCACAUUUUGUCACAACAUCGACGAGCAUCCGCAUGAGGGUACGAUUAUGCAACAUGUAAUAUUUACGCAAGCACACGAAGUUCGGCUGCUUACCGGACCUAAGCGUCCGACGACCUCGACUCCUCCCCAGGUCGGCAUCAACGAAGCGAGGACGGCGUGACCGUGGUGGCGACCAU
This is a messenger RNA of Exophiala viscosa, 975 nucleotides long. RefSeq names its product arf/Sar family protein. Gene Ontology annotation, cellular component: lysosomal membrane. Gene Ontology annotation, biological process: protein transport. The transcript has 2 exons. Bases 179 to 730 code for a protein of 183 amino acids. Gene Ontology annotation, molecular function: GTP binding; GTPase activity. Lineage: Eukaryota; Fungi; Ascomycota; Eurotiomycetes; Chaetothyriales; Herpotrichiellaceae. The record is from RefSeq and is a predicted model, not a curated record.